CACCUAAUUUGAUAACCGACACCGCAACGUCCUCUACUCGAACUCUGGCAUUUAUUUUCAAUUUACCUUUGGUAUCCGGCGAAUUCACACGGUUUCACUUUAUCACGGAGAUUCCAAUUGGCCGACGAAAUGCGACUAGGCAAGGUUGAUCCAAGUUCGUUCUCAGAACCAGAGAAAGUGCUGACCACUCACGUCGCCCUCAACUGGACAGUGGACUUCGAGAGGCAGGUGGUACGUGGUUCUGCGAAAUACAACUUUAAACUGUUACAAAAGAAUCAGAAGACACUCCUCCUCGACGUCCGUGACAUAAGCAUCAGCGAAGUGCUCCUGCUCGCUGGAGGUGAGGAAACGCCUGUCAAGCAUACUAUUUCAGACGAGGUUGAAGAAGUUGGUUCCAAGCUUACAUUGGAACUGCCGUCGGAAGCGAGUGGCGAAUUGAUCAUACUAAUCAAAUAUGAAACGUCGUCUAAAGCUAGCGCUCUCCAGUGGCUUACGCCGGAUCAAACCCUUGGCAAAAAACAUCCGUACCUGUUUAGUCAGUGUCAAGCGAUCCACGCCCGGUCAAUUCUUCCAUGCCAAGAUACUCCAUCAGUUAAAUUCACUUAUUCCGCUGUAAUUUCGCACCCAGAAAACUUAGUAGCUCUCAUGAGCGCUAUCCGCGUCAACACUCGCCCAGGACAAACAUCUUUCGACCAGACUGUUCCAAUUCCUAGCUAUCUACUUGCGAUUGCCGUUGGGGACUUGGUAUCACGACCUCUUGGUCCAAAUUCAAGCGUGUGGGCUGAGAGAGAGAUCGUUGCAGCUUGUGCUUCGGAAUUCUCGGAGACUUGUGAAAUGCUCAAGACUGCUUCUGAUAUUUGUGGACCUUAUGUUUGGAAACAAUAUGAUUUACUCGUUAUGCCUCCCAGUUUUCCUUUUGGUGGAAUGGAGAAUCCUUGCUUGACAUUUGUGACGCCAACUUUACUGGCCGGAGACAAAUCACUCGCUGACGUAGUAGCUCACGAGAUUGCUCACAGCUGGACUGGAAAUUUAGUAACAAAUAAAAACUUCGAACAUUUCUGGCUGAAUGAAGGCUUCACCGUUUUUGUUGAAGGAAAAAUUGUAGGACGCAUGAAGGGCAACUUAGAACGCGAUUUCCAUGCCAUCCGAAAUUUAACUAAUUUGCAAGAGAAUCUACGAACGCAACUUUCCAACACACCAGAUCUUACCAAAUUAGUUGUUGAUCUAAGCGAUUGCAGUCCAGACGAUGCAUUUUCGAGUGUUCCCUACAUAAAAGGCUCAACAUUUUUACGUUACAUCGAAGAUCUGCUUGGAGGACCCGAAGUGUUCGAACCGUUCCUUAAAUUUUACUUGAACAAGUUCAAGUUUCACUCCAUUGAAACCUCUGAUUUCAAAAAGACCCUCAUAGAGUACUUCCAAAACUCGCAUGCCGAUCAAUUGAAGCAAAUUGACUGGGACCAAUGGCUAAACUCAACAGGAAUGCCUUAUAUAAUUCCAAAAUUCGACGACUCCCUUGGGCUUGUUUGUCAAAGGCUUGCCGACCUAUGGGCUACGAAGUACACAUCACAUUUACAUGGUCUUCCAGAGCUUGAGGAGAAAUUAUCACCACUUCAACUAUUAGAUUUCCUGGCGAAACUCAUAGAGCACAAAGACAUCACCGACUUAAGUGCCGAGAAAAUCAAUUUGCUUGAAAAGAUUUAUAAGCUAAAUGAAACUCGUAAUUCUGAGAUCCGAUUUUGUUUCCUACGCUUGGCGAUUCGAGCGCGUCUUAUGGAUCGCUUAACAGAGAUUCUUGCAUUUGCUAACAGUAAUUUCCGAAUGAAAUUCGUUCGCCCAAUUUACCGGGAUUUGGCAGGCUGGCCAGAAGCCAAACAUUAUGCUGUCGAGAAUUUCAACCGCGUUAAGAAUCAAAUGAUGCGAGUUUGCUCCAAUAUGGUGGAAAAAGAUUUAGGACUGGUGAACUGAUUGUACAUCUACGGAUGGCUUGGAAAAAACUUGUUUACAAAUGGAGUUUGUAUUGUAUUUGUUGCUUGUCUUUUUUUCUCAAACAUUAGAAUAAGUUUUAUCAACCGACAACGUCAAAUAAAUUGAUAUGAAAAAGGA
Messenger RNA from Hermetia illucens (black soldier fly), 2103 nucleotides. RefSeq names its product leukotriene A-4 hydrolase. Gene Ontology annotation, biological process: peptide catabolic process; proteolysis. Gene Ontology annotation, cellular component: cytosol. The transcript is spliced from 8 exons. Bases 130 to 1965 code for a protein of 611 amino acids. Gene Ontology annotation, molecular function: epoxide hydrolase activity; zinc ion binding; aminopeptidase activity. The record is from RefSeq and is a predicted model, not a curated record. NCBI's taxonomy places the organism in Eukaryota, Metazoa, Arthropoda, Insecta, Diptera, Stratiomyidae.